GAGGGCCCAUGCGUGACAACUGUCACAAAGUCUCCGACGAAGAACGAGCUGGACAUAUCUGUUACCUAUAUCUAGAGUUUUUGUUUCCCUUUGACUUUAUGUUGACAUAAUCUAGUUUUUUUUUUCUUCUUUCCGAUUUAUCUUUUAAUUAUGCAUAGUCUUAGACGUCUGCGGAAUAUUAAUGCGAGAGUUUUCCAACUCCUUAAACAUGCUGCUAACUCCGCACCAUUUGGGAGUGAAAGCGGUUGUUUAUCCAGGAGCAAGCAAACCUUUCAAAUAUUCUGCUUAAACGCAGCAUCGCGCAGCCAGAGUCAGCAACACUUCUAUCAUCAAGCUGUCAAUGAUUUGGACCAAGUAGAAUUCAGGAACAAGUUGAUAUCUGGGAUGGAGGACCUUCUCUUCUACACCAUCACAGAGGGCAAAGAGAUGAUCCCUGUCCCUCAGUUCAUCUCGGCGUUGAGGAGCACAGGUUUGUUGACAUCUGAUCCCAGGCUGAGUGACUGUAUGCGUCAGCUGCGCCAGUCCAUACGGGAAUCUGCUGGGAAUGUCAUGAUGGACCAGAAACUCUUUAGGAAGUGUGUGGGAGCUAAUAUUCUGCUGCUGACUCAGGCGUUCAGAAGGAAGUUUAUCAUCCCAGACUUUGAGGAGUUUGCGUCCAACAUCGACCAGCUGUACUACAUUACCCAGAGGCAGGAGGGGGGAUACGUUGCAGAUUACAUUCCUCAACUGGCUAAAUUCAGUCCUGAUCUUUGGGGUGUGUCGCUAUGCACUGUGGAUGGACAGAGGCAUUCCGUAGGUGACACGAAGAUUCCGUUCUGUCUCCAGUCAUGCGUGAAACCGCUGGAGUACGCCAUCGCUGUGCAUGAGGUUGGCACUGAACAUGUGCACCGCUACGUGGGGAAAGAGCCGAGUGGACUCAAGUUUAACCAGCUGUCAUUGGAUGAGGAGGAUAAACCUCACAACCCAAUGGUGAAUGCCGGGGCCAUCGUAAUCAGUUCACUGCUCAAGCCUAACUCCAAGAAGGCAGAGAGGUUUGAUUAUGUGAUGGAAUACUUAAAGAAGAUUGCAGGCAAUGAGUAUGUGGGCUUCAGCAACGCUACUUUCCAAUCAGAAAAAGAGACUGGGGAUAGGAAUUUUGCAAUUGGUUACUACCUGAAGGAGAAAAAGUGCUUUCCUGAAAAUGCCGACAUGAUUGCUGCCCUCGACUUCUACUUUCAACUGUGCUCCAUCGAGGUGACAUGUGACUCUGGCAGUGUCAUGGCGGCCACACUGGCCAAUGGAGGCAUCUGUCCAAUCACAGGCGAGCGCGUGCUGAGUGCGGAGGCCGUACGGAACACCCUAAGCCUCAUGCACUCCUGUGGAAUGUAUGACUUCUCUGGCCAGUUCGCCUUCCACGUAGGAUUGCCUGCUAAGUCUGGUGUCUCUGGGGCAGUCCUGUUGGUGGUCCCCAACGUCAUGGGAGUCCUGUGUUGGUCUCCUCCGUUAGACCGUGUGGGAAAUAGUGUCCGAGGCAUUCACUUCUGUCAGGAGCUGGUUUCUCUCUUUAACUUCCAUAACUACGAUAACCUCAGGCACUUUGCCAAGAAGCUGGAUCCUCGCAGACAAUCUCUUGAUGAUAGAAACAAGUCAGUGGUGAACCUCAUGUUUGCAGCCUACAGUGGAGAUGUCUCUGCCCUGAGGAGGUUUGCUCUCUCUGCUAUGGACAUGGGGGAGAAAGACUACGAUUCUCGCACAGCCCUCCACGUGGCUUCGGCUGAAGGUCAUGUGGAAGCGGUUAUCUUCCUAACAGAGACGUGUAAAGUGAACCCCCAUGUAAAAGACAGGUGGGGCAACACCCCCCUGGACGACGCCAGCCAGUUUGGCCGCGACAGGGUGAUAUCGGUCUUGACAGAGUACCAGCGGAUGUACCCAAAACAGAGCGGUUUCCAGUCAGACUCAGAAGACCAGAGAAAGCUAGACACAGUGAAGUUGGGUUAAGCCCAACCGAAUGGAUGUGUCUAACUGUACUGUGUUUAAAACAUGAGGUAUUGACUGUUUUAUACCAGGAUGUUGGUAUUUGACCUAUACCAGGAUGUAUCACUCCCCUUCUAAUACAACUGGAUAGGUCAAAGUAAUGGCAGGAUGACACCUUUUUAGAUGGAUAACAACAUUUUGGGAUUAAAGGCAGCCAUUUUGUGCCAGGAGUGAUGAAGAGAUAUAAGUGAGUAUAGUUGAUAUAGUCACACGUCAGUGAUUAAGGUCAGGGGUCCUAAGCAUAUCGCACUCUGCUAUGAAGAUUGUGUUGUCCCAGGCUUACUGUCUUCAUCCCCAUUGUUGCACACAUAAUAGCUUCAGGAGUGGACAGAAUCAAUGUAGCAUCAUUUCUAUUUGAGAUGGCACCAACUUGAUUUGCUAGUUCGGGUGAACUUGGCAGUUAUGUAUUUAGAAGUACACACAAAUUCUGUCCAUAUUCACUGGGAUGUACACUACUGUUCAAAAGGUUGGGGUCACUUAGAAAUGUCCUUGUUUUCCAUGAAAACAUACAUGAAAUUAGU
Esox lucius (northern pike) is the source of this 2534-nucleotide messenger RNA. Its product is annotated as glutaminase kidney isoform, mitochondrial. Bases 151 to 1977 code for a protein of 608 amino acids. Gene Ontology annotation, molecular function: protein binding; glutaminase activity. Gene Ontology annotation, biological process: L-glutamine catabolic process. The record is from RefSeq and is a predicted model, not a curated record. Lineage: Eukaryota; Metazoa; Chordata; Actinopteri; Esociformes; Esocidae. The transcript is spliced from 18 exons.